CCAUUGAAGUAGGAAGGUUUGGAGUUGAGAAACAUAGUUUUAGAUCAGGUGCCAAAAAAAAAAAAAAUCCAAGGGAACAGAUGAAGAUCUUUUGUUGGGUUUGUUUAGCAUUUGUAAUUACUAAUGUUGGUGCCUUGUCUGAAGAGCCCCAGCUAAGCUCUGCUCGUGUUGUUUUCCAGACAAAUUAUGGAGACAUUGAAUUUGGAUUCUUUCCAAGUAUUGCACCCAAAACUGUUGAUCACAUUUUCAAGCUUGUGCGUCUUGGUUGCUAUAACACGAAUCACUUCUUCAGGGUUGAUAGGGGCUUUGUUGCCCAAGUGGCAGAUGUUGCAGGUGGAAGAUCAGCUCCCAUGAAUGAGGAGCAAAGAAAGGAAGCUGAAAAGACAAUUGUUGGUGAAUUUAGUGAUGUAAAACAUGUGAGAGGCAUUCUUUCUAUGGGGAGAUAUUCUGAUCCAGACAGUGCGCAAUCCUCAUUUUCAAUACUUCUUGGAGAUGCCCCUCAUCUUGAUGGGCAGUAUGCGAUAUUUGGUAAAGUCACUAAAGGUGACGAGACUUUGAGAAAGCUUGAGGAACUUCCUACACGUCGUGAGGGGAUCUUUGUAAUGCCUGUGGAGCGCAUCACAAUUCUGUCAUCCUACUAUUAUGGAUUUGGAUUCGAGAAAGAUGAUUGGCAAUGCUAAGAUGUGUGCAGGACUCUAUAUCCUAAAAACUAAUGAUUCUGAAAGACAAUAUCAAAAGAUCUCUUGUGUGGCUUCAUCCUUUAGUAAUAAUAAAGAUGGUACUAUCAUGUUGUGGCACUAUCGGUUAAGUCAUACAAAUUUUUUGUACCUCAAAAGAUUGUUCCUUCAUUAUUCAAUUAAAAUUCUAACAACUUUCAGUGUGAAGUCUGCCAAUUAUUCAGGCAUACUUGUAUCACAUAUCCUAAUCAGCCUUACAAACUAUCCCAUUCUUUUUCAAUGAUGCACAAUAACAUUUGGGGUCCUUCUAGAAUAAAUAACAUUAUUGACUUCAGAUGGUUUGUCACAUUUAUUGAUGAUUACACCAGGGUUACUUGGGUAUUCUUUAUGAAGGAAAAAUCAGAAGUGGGCUAGCUAUUUCAAAACUUCAACAAUAUAAUCGAAACUCAAUUCAAAACCAAAAUCUAAGUGUUGAGAACCGACAAUGAGAAAGAAUACUACAAUUCAAUUCUUGGAUCAUAUCUAAUGAAGCAAAGUAUAAUUCAUCAAAGCUCAUGUGUCGACACUUUUCAAUAGAAUGUCGUUGUUGAAAGAAAGAGUUGACAUUUGUUGGAAGUUGCAAGGUCCCUCAUGAUGGUUAUCCAUGUACCUAAGCAUUUUUGAGGUGAGGUUGUUCUUACUGCUACAAAUCUUAUAAACAGAAUGCCUUCUCGAGUCCUGAAAUUUCAAAGCCCUUGCCAAUCCCUUCUCAGUUCUUAUUCCCUCCUUCAAAUUAUCUUGUCUAUUCCCAUUAAAGUGUUUGAAUGCACUGCAUUUGUUCUUACCAGCCAAUAAAACCAAAGCAAAUUAGAUCUCAAAUCCAUCAAAUGUAUAUUUCUUGGAUAUUCUGUAAAUAAAAAAGGAUACAAGUGUUACUCGCUAGUAAAAAAAAAAUUCUACCAUUUCAUGAAUGUUACUUUUUUUUUAAAAUUAACUUUACUUUCCCAAAACUGUCAUUCAUGGGGAGAAUCCAAUCAUACGGGAAUAUUUGCUUUGGGAAUAUCCUAUUACUGAACCACCAAACACUUCUCAAACUCCCUUUCAUGUUCAAAACAUCCAACCAGAUCCUCCAACUCCCUUUUAAGUCCAAAACAUCCAACCAGAUCCUCAAAGCUUGAAAUGCACACAAGGGAAAACAAACAAAGAAUUGAUUAUCUAUUCAAGAAGAGAAAAAAACUCAAAAGGAUAUAGGAGAAUGUACACCUUCAAAGCAAAUCCAAGAAUUUGAACCUAUUCCAAAGAUACUUGAAACCAACACAGGUAAUACUCUUAUUGAAUCUGAUUCAAUUGAAUCUUUUGGUGAUCUUGAUCAAUUGAUUGCUUUGAGGAAAGGUGUGAGAUCAUGUACUCAACACCCAAUUUGUAAUGUGGUUUCUUAUGAAGGUUUAUCACUUAGUAAUUAGGCUUUUGUUACCACACUAAACAAUAUGUAGAUUUUCAAUAAUAUUCAUGAAGCAUUCAUGCAACCAAAAUGGAAGAUGGCUGCUUUGGAAGAAAUCAAGGCCUUAGAAAAGAGCAAAACAUGGGAGAUUUUAGAACUACCCAAAGGGAAAAUCUGGUUGGGUGCAAAUGGAUUUUUAUUGUCAAGCACAAUGCAGGUGGAAGUAUUAACAGAUUGAAAACUCGCCUUGUUGCAAAAGGAUUUACUCAAUCUUAUAUUGUUGAUUAUGAGGAGACAUUUGCUUCGGUUGCUAAACUUAAUUGUUAUUAUCAUUGGUAGCAAAUUUAGAUUGACCACUCUACCAACUAGAUGUCAAAAAUGCAUUUCUUAAUGGUGACCUAGAAGAAGAAGUUUACAUGAAAAUCCCUCAAGGAUUCAAAAACCAGGACAAUUCUGGCAAGGUAUGUAAGCUUCAAAAGUCUUUAUAUGGUUUCAAACAAUCCCCAUGUGCAUGGUUUGAUAGACUAACAAAAGUGGUAAAGAAGUAUGGUUUUUCACAAUGCUAAAUUGAUCACAUCAUGUUUUUCAGACAUUCACCUGAAGGAAAAAUAGCCAUUCUUAUAGUCUAUGUGGAUGACAUUAUUUUUACUAGAGACUAUGUGGAAGAAAUGAGCAACCUCAAGAACCUCCUAGCUAAAGAAUUUGAAAUCAAAGAUUUGGGACGCCUCAAAUAUUUUUUUGGCAUGGAGGUAGCUUGCUUAAGGAAUGGCAUCUCUAUUUCACGGCGUAAGUAUGUGCUAGACUUACUAAGAAACUGGAAUGCUUGGAUGCAAACCUGUUGACACCCCUAUGGACACAAUAAAUGAGGUAGGAAUGGAAGAAGGAAGUCCAGCAACAGAUAAGGGCAGAUAUUAAAGACUUGUUGGGAAACUCAUCUACCUCUCUCAUAUAAGACCUGAUAUCGGUUUUUAAGUUAGCAUGGUAAGUAGAUUCAUGAACAACCCAAGCGAAGAACACUUGAGGGUUGUGUAUUGAAUCUUACAGUACCUAAAGAAGAGUCCUAUCAAAAGGUUAUUUUUUAAGAAGACAUCACGCCGAAAUGUUGAAAUUUACAUUGAUGCUGAUUGGGCUGGAUUCGUUAUUGACCAAAGAUCAACUAUUGGUUAUUGUACUUAUGUGUGGAGAAAUUUGGUUACUUGGUGAAGUAAGAAGCAAUUUGUGGUGGCUAGAAGUAGCACGGAAGCUCUGUUUAGAGCUAUGUCUCAUGGCAUAUAUGAGGAAAUUUGGCUGAAAAGACUGUUAGGGGAGUUAAAGGUCUUUGUAGAAGAAUCCAUGAAGAUAUUUUGUGACAACAAAGCUACCAUAAGUAUAGUAAAGAAUCCUGUUCAUCAUGAUAGGACUAAACAUGUAGAGAUUGAUCAUCACUUCAUUAAAAAGAAGAUAGAGGAAGGAAUUGUUAAAUUAGUUUAUACUCCCACAUACCUCCAAAUUGCAGACAUAAUCACUAAGGCUCUCUCUCGGAACAACUUCGAGAAUUUGAAGUCUAAGUUCGGCAUGAUUGACAUCUACCACUAAGCUUGAGGGGAGUGUGGAAAUCUAAUCUUAAUUAUUACUUGAUUGGUUGACUUUAUCUAUUUUAGUUAAGUCUUUUUAGAAUAAGAAGUGAUUUGGGUAAUUAUAUCAAAUUCAUUAGAUAUUUUCCUAUUAUGUGUAGAGAGUAAAUUACUCCUUUGAUUAGCUAUUUUAAUGCAUGAAAAUCUUGGGUUUUAAGGUUAAGAAUAUUCAGUUUUUAGCCUAUAUAUUUUCAUACAAUUCUAGAAUUAUAAUAAAAAAAAAAUAAAAGAAUAAAAUAAUUUUAUUCUAGAGAUUUCUUCAGUUUUGAAGAAAUGGAGGAAGUAUAGCAAUAUGAUAAUUGCAAGAAAUAGAACAUGUUCUUGCUUUAUUAGAACAACAUUUUAAAAUGCUAAGGAACAAAAUUUUGGGUGAUUUGUGAUGAGUAAAGAGAUAAAUUCUGAUGACAUCAACAUGGUUCUGGGGAAGGAUGAGGCUGGAGAGAAAUUUGAAAAAGGUCUGAUAGUGUAGUGGAGUUUUAUGUUAGAAGUUGAAGCAAUCUAGAACUUCCUUGGACAAGGGCUAGGGCUCUGACUGAUAUAAUUGGAUGGUCUAAAGAAUGGUUUUACACCUCAUCUAUAUAGAAUUAAACACAAACACACGCACACACACACAUGCAUAAUACUUUUCCUUUUCAUCUUCUUACAAAAACUUUUACUCCAUUCAAAAAUUUGGAGAUACAUAUGAUGCAUUUUAAUAUUACAUUUCGUAUCUUGUUUUCAAAGUAGUAGUCCCUGGGAUCCAAGGAGCUAUGCCUAGGUGAAUCAUUAUCAUUAUAUAGUAACUAUGUUUACCUAGCUACAGCUAGAAAAAUCAUGACACAGGAAAUUGCUUAACCUAGUUGAUUCAAUGCAUGCGCAUCUAACAUGUGAAACAUUCAUUUUCAAACUUCUAACAUGUGAAAUGUUCAUUUUCAAACUUGACUAAGUGAUUUCUAAAGGUAAACUUUAAUACCUGGAUCAAACCAAUCAACUUGCAGGUUGUAAACACAUUUGAUAUACUUGCUUGGCAUGCAUUCUCAUCUUUGUCCUUUUAUUUGUUCCUCAACUGAACAAUUUAGUAUAUAUAACUCCAAGGUUCUGAUGACAUGUAGUGUUAGUAUAUGGUUUAGUAUGAGUAUAUAGGAAUGACAACCCAAUCGCUAUUUGUUGGGAUGUAAUGUUCUUACCCUAUCCUUUUGGGUACCUUACAGCUCAUUUAUGACUUCAGCUAAAUGCUAGGGGCAUGAAUGAUUUUUUCUCAUUUGUUUAUAUGUGUCAUAUUAUGCAUGUGUGUGGCUUUUUUUUUUGGAAGGGGGCAAGGUUGUACAAAGAGCGGCACUGCAUUUGCACAUAGAUGUGUCACACCUUCUUGAACGCAAAAUUUUAUGAUUCUCACCCAAUAAUAUAGGGUUGCAAUUCCUGAUCAGAAAUUUUAUAAAAGGGGUAGCUCAAUGCAUGAGGCUUCGGCAUUGUUGGAUCUGGGGUUUCCAGAUGUACUCAGCCUUACUUUUGGAGGAUGUUUUGCAACUUGAGCCUGUGACUUCUAGGUCUCAAUGCAGUAACCUUACUUUUGUACCAAAAGCUCACUCUCCUUGUCAAAAAUUGUGGCCUGUGUAAUAAUUUCUGAAGGUUAAUAGCAUCAUGCAUGUCUGCUUGCUGAGCUGGAAGUUAAAAUUAUUAUUAUUUAUAACUAAUCAAGAACUGUACCACAUGCCAAUGGAGAAUGUUGCUAACAAUUUAAUAUAG
Messenger RNA from Durio zibethinus, 5435 nucleotides. The record is from RefSeq and is a predicted model, not a curated record. NCBI's taxonomy places the organism in Eukaryota, Viridiplantae, Streptophyta, Magnoliopsida, Malvales, Malvaceae.